AUGAGUGGAGGCGGCAAUACCACUCCUCCCGAACCACGGCCGAUGACUCAGCAAUUACCUAUUAACUCUUUCUUUCCGCCUUGGAGCCCUUACCCGUUGUCAAUCCUUCAUCAUCUACUAGGAUCAGUGAGCCUUUCUCUAUCGACUACUUUGAGCGUGAAGAGAAGAACUGAAGGCAAAAUCAUUGAAACUUUAAGCAGACACUACCAGAGUGUUUCAAUGGAAAACGAUCUCAAUGACUUCUUGAACAUACCUCUUUCUUAUGGUUAUAUCUCCUCCAGCAGUUCAGUUGAUGGAAAUGAGAAUACUUUUGCCUUGACUUUGUGA
This is a messenger RNA of Capsella rubella, 327 nucleotides long. RefSeq lists its product as uncharacterized. The coding region runs from base 1 to 327 and encodes 108 amino acids. Lineage: Eukaryota; Viridiplantae; Streptophyta; Magnoliopsida; Brassicales; Brassicaceae. The transcript has a single exon. The record is from RefSeq and is a predicted model, not a curated record.